GCUGACGACGCAGUGCAGCUGGUGUCGUGACCCGAGGCAGCGAGCGGAGAGGAACUGCAAAGAACAUUCAGGGAACGUAAAAUAAUUAAACAAACGAUUUAACACAUCACGACUUAAAACUAUCAAGGGCAUUCUGCGACCGGGAAAGAAAUGUCUGCAAAACCAGGUCAAAUAUAUUUAGUGACUGGGGGUUGUGGUUUUCUUGGUCAGCACCUACUCCGAGUGCUUUUGGAAAAAGAAGAUAAUGUGAGGGAAAUUCGGCUUUUUGACAAAUACGCCAAUCGAAGCUUGCGAGAUUAUAGCACAGCGCGGGUGAAGGUGGUGGUGACACAAGGGGACAUAACAGACUACUCCAGCGUGCUGGCAGCAGCCCAGGGUGUAGACCUGGUCAUCCACACUGCCAGUCUGGUAGAUGUGUGGCACAGGGUUCCUGAAAAGGCUAUCCACGCUGUCAAUGUACAAGGUACAGUAAAUGUGAUCAAUGCAUGUGUGGAGACUGGAAUUCAAUACCUGGUGUACACAAGCAGUAUGGAGGUUGUUGGACCCAAUGUCAAAGGAGACUCUUUUGUCAGAGGAAAUGAAGAAACCGUGUACAAUGUGUGCCAUGAGAUGCCCUACCCCAAGAGCAAGGCGGAGGCUGAGAAAUUGGUUCUAGAUGCCAAUGGAAAGAAGGUUAAUGGAGGGGCCAGCCUGUACACCUGUGCCUUGCGCCCCACGGGGAUCUAUGGAGAGCAGCACCAGUUGAUGAGGGACUUCUACCAGAUGGGGGUGCGCACAGGGGGCUGGGUGAUCCGAGGGGUCCCAAGUAAUACAGAACAUGGCCGCGUUUAUGCAGGCAAUGUGGCCUGGAUGCAUUUGCUGGCGGCGAGGUCCUUGCAAGAUCGUCCCCACGUAAUGGGAGGAGAAGUAUACUUUUGCUAUGACGACUCGCCUUACAAGAGCUACGAGGACUUCAACAUGCAGUUCCUGUCGCGCUUUAACUUCCGGGAGGUGAAAUUGCCGCUGUGGCUGCUUUGGGUUGUGGCAUGGCUGAAUGACCUGCUGCACUGCCUUCUGAAACCAGUGUGCAGUUACACACCGUUGCUCAAUCGCUACACACUGGCUGUGGCCUGCACCUCCUUUACCAUUAGCUCUGACAAGGCCUGGCGGCAUUUCCAGUAUCGCCCACUCUAUGACUGGGACCAGGCCCGGGCUCGCACCCAGAGCUGGGUCAACACCUUUCCAGAUUCUAGUGCUAAGGAUUCUUGACAUAGUGGGACAUGGCCUCAUACAUGCGUUUGCAUGAUUAAGUUCUCUGUAGGGACACUUUCCCACCAAUAGCUUGGAGGAAGGCUAUGAACUGAGAUUUGUUUCUUUUAUU
Anguilla anguilla (European eel) is the source of this 1360-nucleotide messenger RNA. Its product is annotated as 3 beta-hydroxysteroid dehydrogenase type 7-like. Gene Ontology annotation, molecular function: 3-beta-hydroxy-Delta5-steroid dehydrogenase (NAD+) activity. The record is from RefSeq and is a predicted model, not a curated record. The transcript is spliced from 6 exons. NCBI's taxonomy places the organism in Eukaryota, Metazoa, Chordata, Actinopteri, Anguilliformes, Anguillidae. Gene Ontology annotation, biological process: steroid biosynthetic process. Bases 151 to 1248 code for a protein of 365 amino acids.